UUCGCGGACGCCGGCGCCCGGAAGGUCAGCGUGUGAAGGAGUCCCUGGAAGCGCUGCUCCCCGCUGUUCCUGAGGAGGAACGGCCGACGAUCGCGGCCUGAGGCGGUGGUGAGAAGAGACGGGCAGUUCGCUGCAAGACCAUGGAGGGCGGCGGGGGAAGCGGCAACAAAACCACAGGGGGCUUGGCCGGCUUUUUCGGAGCCGGCGGAGCGGGUUACUCGCACGCGGACUUGGCCGGCGUCCCGCUGACGGGUAUGAAUCCUCUGUCUCCUUAUUUAAAUGUGGAUCCACGGUAUCUUGUGCAGGAUACAGAUGAGUUUAUUUUACCAACCGGAGCUAAUAAAACCCGGGGCAGAUUUGAACUGGCCUUUUUUACCAUUGGAGGAUGUUGUAUGACAGGGGCUGCAUUUGGGGCAAUGAACGGUCUACGGCUAGGAUUGAAAGAAACCCAGAACAUGGCCUGGUCCAAACCAAGAAACGUACAGAUUUUGAACAUGGUGACCAGGCAAGGGGCACUUUGGGCUAAUACUCUAGGUUCUCUGGCUUUGCUUUAUAGUGCAUUUGGUGUCAUCAUUGAGAAAACACGAGGUGCAGAAGAUGACCUCAAUACAGUAGCAGCUGGAACUAUGACGGGCAUGUUGUAUAAAUGUACAGGUGGUCUUCGAGGGGUAGCACGAGGUGGUCUAGCAGGACUAACACUUACUAGCCUCUAUGCACUAUAUAACAACUGGGAGCACAUGAAAGGCUCCUUGCUCCAACAGUCACUCUGAAGAUUUUGCCAACUUGUGAAUAGAGGACACUUUAGUAGUUAUCCAGAUCAAUUUAUGAGUCAGUCUGGAGUUCUCUCUUAUACCUAAAAUUAGUUUGAAAAAUUGUGCAGAUUCUGAUUUGCUGUGAUGAAGAUGGCUGACCAACUGGCUCUCCUUCCAGCCAUUAGUUGAGGCCAAAACCUUUCAGUGGCUGAGUAAUCUGGUUCUUUGAAGAUCUUGCACCUGUUCUGUUACCCUCCAAACUGGAAAACCACUUACUCCCAUAAUUGAGGUCAUUCUUAUUGUCAAUACUGUAUCACCACGUUUGUUCAUUUAAUGAUCCUAAACUGUAAUAUUGCCCUGUAUUCCCAAUAAAGGGUGAGAACAGAACCAAAGUCCACUCCAGUGGAAACAUAGUGGGUGUCUCCGUUUAAAAGCAUCGUUCUG
Molossus molossus (Pallas's mastiff bat) is the source of this 1196-nucleotide messenger RNA. Its product is annotated as mitochondrial import inner membrane translocase subunit Tim23. The transcript has 7 exons. Gene Ontology annotation, biological process: protein import into mitochondrial matrix. Lineage: Eukaryota; Metazoa; Chordata; Mammalia; Chiroptera; Molossidae. The record is from RefSeq and is a predicted model, not a curated record. The coding region runs from base 141 to 770 and encodes 209 amino acids. Gene Ontology annotation, cellular component: TIM23 mitochondrial import inner membrane translocase complex; mitochondrial inner membrane. Gene Ontology annotation, molecular function: transmembrane protein transporter activity.